AUGGAAGGGGGAAAUCAGUCUGGAGUCUCAGAGUUCAUACUCUUGGGACUUUCAGACCAGCCAGAACAACAGAGGCUCCUAUUCUUCCUAUUCUUCAUUAUGUACCUAAUCACAGGGCUGGGGAACCUGCUCAUUAUGCUGGCUACCAACUUUGACUCCCGCCUCCACACCCCCAUGUACUUCUUCCUCAGUAACUUGUCCCUAGUUGACAUUGGUUUCACCUCCACCACCAUUCCCAAAAUGCUAAAUAAUCACAUAACCAAAAACAGAAUGAUACCUUAUGCUGGGUGCCUGACACAAGUAUUCUUUGGCCUUUUGUUCGCUGGGAUUGAUAAUAUACUCCUUGCUACAAUGGCUUAUGACCGCUAUGUGGCUAUUUGUAACCCACUACAUUACAGCACAGUCAUGACUCCAAGGGUCUGUUCCCUUCUGGUAUUAGUGUCUUGGUCUUGGUCCUUUACUAAUGCCCUGACAGAGACUCUCUUGCUGACCCGACUCUCCUUUUGUGGCCACAAUGAAAUCCCUCAUUUUUUCUGUGAUGUCAAUCCCUUACUGAAGUUGGCCUGCUCAGACACCUUCAUCAAUGACCUGAUAAUCAACACAGUGGGAGCACUGACAGUAUUUCUACCCUUCAUUGAAAUACUCAUCUCCUAUGCUCACAUUUUCAUGGCUGUAAUGAAGAUCUCCUCUGUGAGUGGGAAGCAAAAAGUUUUCUCCACCUGUGGAUCCCACCUCACUGUGGUUUGUCUCUUCUAUGGGACAAUCAUUGGAGUGUACUUCAGCCCCACAUCCACCCACACAGCCCAACAAGAUAUAGCAGCAGCUGUGAUGUACACUGUGGUCACCCCCAUGUUGAACCCUUUCAUCUACAGCCUAAGAAACAAGGACAUGAAAGGAGCUUUGAGGAUGCUCAUCACUAGAAAACCAGGAUUCACUCUAUGA
Molecule: messenger RNA, 942 nt
Organism: Antechinus flavipes (yellow-footed antechinus)
Lineage: Eukaryota; Metazoa; Chordata; Mammalia; Dasyuromorphia; Dasyuridae
Product: olfactory receptor 1361-like
Exons: 1
Coding region: 1-942 (313 amino acids)
Biological process (GO): G protein-coupled receptor signaling pathway
Cellular component (GO): membrane
Molecular function (GO): G protein-coupled receptor activity; olfactory receptor activity
Source: RefSeq, a predicted model, not a curated record